UUUUCUUUUAUAAAAAAAACUUUUUUUCAUUAUACAAGAAAAAUUGAUGAAACAUUGCACACCCAAACUGCAUUAAAUUACAGGAUCUUCUUUCAUUUGAACAGAUCUCAAAAUAAGGUGCUCGGACGUAAACUCAGGAUCCAAAAGUCCAAAUAUCAGACUUUCGCAUGACGUGUAGACUUAAAAAAGCAACAACAUGUAGUGCAUUAUAUAUCUCUUAUUCUAAAAGUCAAUUUCAUGUCUUUUGGUUUGUAAACAGAUUUAAAGUGCUGCUACAAGCUUUAAGACUCUGGGAAAUCCCUGGAAUGAGUGACUUAGAAGGAAACUUGUGAACGGAUGAAAUAUCUUGUAGUAAAAUGACAGAACUAAAACAUGACAACAAAAGCAGUAUUUAGCCAAUCCUGUCAAACAUGCAUAAAAUCUGACUAUUCCGGUCUCUUGCCGGUCGAUCGUUGCAUCUCUAGCUGAAAAUAUACAAAAAUCUGUUUAUUGAGCAAGUACACAAACACAACAUUUAUAUGAUGAGCUGUGGGGUCGAAUUUCAUGGGAAACGUCAGUAGUUUCUCAACAGAUGUAAAGAUACGAACGUAAAGUACCUGCAAUUUUAAACAAAGACAUUAAAUAGACGAACAAAGAUGGUGCAAAGGAUAUGAAGUGCAGCUUUAAGGACACUGAGGGGCAGUUUCUUUGACAGGGUUUAGAUUAAUCUAGGACUAAGCCUUAAUAUUUAAGUAGUUUUUACAAACACACCUUACAAAAACAAUCCUGGUGCAUCUUGUAAAAAACAGUGUCACUGAUAUAUGUUAAAGGGGACAUUUCACAAGACAUUUUUAGAUGUCAAAUAAAUCUAUGGUGUCCUCAGAGUUCGUAUGUGAAGUUUUAGCUCAAAAUACCAUAAAUUCCACUUUGUAGGUGUGAGCAAAAAUGUGCCGUUUUUGGGUGUGUGUCCUUUAAAAAGCAAAUGAGCUGAUCUCUGCACUAAAAUGCCAGUCCCGUGGUUGGAUAGUGCAAAUUAAGGGGCUGUAUUAUCCCCUUCUGACAUCACAAGGGGACCCAAAAGACCUAUUUUUCACAUGCUUGCAGAGAAUGGUUUACCAAAACUAAGUUACUGGGUUUAUCUUUUUCACAUUUUUUAGGUUGAUAGAAGCACCGAGGACCCAAUUAUAGCACUUAAACAUGAAAAAAGUCUGAUUUUCAUGAUAUGUCCCCUUUAAGAUAUGUCAGUGGAAGGUGUUUUUAAAUUAAGACAGCUCAAACAUGCAUUGCCCCUGAAAGAUUUACAAUGUUCUUUUUCAUUUACAUACAUCAUUUCGUAUUUGGUGUUCUUAUCAUGUAACCCAACAUUACAGCGAAUGUAAAUGUAGUUCCUAUAGUACUUUCUGUUUGUGGUUUCCUGAGAACUAGAUGUCAUAUCUGAAUCUCAUGAGGAUGAUCAAUUACAUAUUGGCUUGGUUUCUCAAUCUUUUGCUUGUCAUGAGUUUUUUUUGUCACUGUUCUGCAUUUGUAUAAAUCUAAAUUCAUUGUUCCGAGUCAGAUAGUCUUCAGCGUAAGCUUUAUUUUUGCUGUUUCCAAGUUACUGUAAACAAGUAUUACCAGUUUUUUCAACUUGAUAAGAUUGUGUUCGCCAAGCCGUUGGGAAGAACAAUUAAGUUUCACUUCAUUUUAAAUUAAGUUUUAAACAAUUUUUUCUCAAAUUAUGUCAACGUAUCACAAAGUUGAAUUGACUUGCAUAAUUAAGUUGUUUGAACUUCAAGCUGCAUUUUAUCUGUUCAGUCAACAAAUGACAUCAAAUAGUUUUCUUGUCUAGAAAAGACUCUGGCGUAUGUUUCCUUAGGCGUAUGUUUGCCUGACAGUGGGUUAAAAGUCAAGAUCCAGACUUUAGAUCUGAAUAUAAUAGAGGCGUUUGGGUGGGCUCUGUUGACUUGAGCCAGUCAGCAAAAACAGCAGACUCUAAAACUUAAGCUAAAAUAAAAUAAGGCAUGUUCGUCAGUUUUAUGCAAUUAGGGCUGGGUGAUAUAUAUUAAGUUUUGGUAAUAUAUCAGUGUAUUUUCCCAACUGGAUAUGGGAUAAGAUAAUACCAUAUAUAUAUCAGUAUGGCCUAAUAUAACUGUCCAUUGCAACAGAACCUCUGUUACUGAGGUCAGACAUAACCUUUUCAAACAGGAAGGAAAACCCAUGAGGAUUUAAAGUCUUUAUUUUGUGCACAUGGUUCACGUUGUGACUCGUUCGCUCACACACAUGACAAAUCAUUCAUUGAUUAUGUCAUGGGUGGAGUUUUUCUGUGGGUGGGAUCUAUGUUUACUUUCUGUUUCAUUCGUUGUUUAAAAGGAUAUAUCUUUUAACUCAGCUUUAUCAUGCCAUAAAUUAUUUCACACCGGACUGAGACAUGGAGGAAACGUUCCCAUUCCAUUAUACUUUAAUGGAUUAUCUUUUAUGUUUGUUUGGAUUGCUAAUGUCUCUGGUGGAUAUAGGGCUGGACUGUUGGACUGUUGUAUCGUUUUAUCAGAAUGGGAAUUAUGUGUAUAUGGGUGUGCUGAUCUUUUUUCUGCUGGGGUCUUCGCUGUUAGUACAGGUGUUCAGCUGGAUCUGGUAUUCGGAUACACCAGACAACCUUCAGACUCAUGUGGAAAAAUUUGUUAAGAAGCAUCAUUUACUCAAAGCAUUCCACUUCAUGCAGCUCGCCGUCUAUCUCAGAUAUGCCGGGCUGGUGGAGAUUUCAACACACAGGUUUCUUCGAUCUGAUCGGUUCAAAGAGGGCGUUUCUGUAAACCUGAAUCAUGAUCUUUUUAUGCUUCGACUAAUAGAGGCUUUUGCUGAAAAUGCUCCACAACUUACACUCAUGAUGUCGAUAAUCGCAAUGAGACGAGAACUAACGCUUUUAACAGCUUUAAAAACCCUUGGAUCCGCUUCUGCACUCGCCGCGAGUGUUGUCACCUACCACCGGAUCAUGCGUGAAUUUCUUCCUGACAAACACAAGCUGAAAUGGUCUUCAUCUCUUGUUUACUUCCUCUGGAACUUAUUGCUCAUCCUUGCACGUGUCACGGCUCUGGCACUCUUCGCUUCUGUAUUUCCUUGCUACAUUAUCGCCCACUUUCUGUCUGUGUGGAUGGUGCUUGUUUUGGUGGUCUGGGGUCAGAAAACAAAUUUCAUGGAUAGUUCAUGUGGGGAAUGGCUGUACAGAGGUACUGUUGGACUUAUUUGGUACUUCAGCUGGUUUAAUGUAGGAAGUGGAAGCACCAAAUUAAAGAACAUCAUCUAUUAUGCAGUAAUGGGAUUGGACACGAUGGCACUGCUGGGCUUCUGGUGCUGGAAGAUGGAGUAUUGUAUUCCCCCCUUUAGACCUUAUAUAAUGAUCAUUAUACUAGCAAGUUUGUAUGUUUUGGGAAUUCUUAUGAAAAUUUUAUACUACAAAAAGUUUCAUCCUAACUGUGAUGAAAAGAAAACUGAGUUGCAUGAGGAUGAACCGGCCAUGCGGGCAGUAGCAUGUAGUGCAUUCAUAGAGACAGAUUCAGCUGAAUCUUCAGAUUUCACAAAACCUGUUACCGGAGCUCAGAAGAGAAUGAGGAUGAUGGCUUCUAAUUUUUAUUAAUGUUCACUUUAACUUUCCAAAGAUUUCUUGUCUUUUCUUUCACUAAUCCUGGAACAAUAAAUAUUACAGUAUAAUUUAUAUUAAA
Messenger RNA from Paramisgurnus dabryanus, 3674 nucleotides. Its product is annotated as XK-related protein 8-like. NCBI's taxonomy places the organism in Eukaryota, Metazoa, Chordata, Actinopteri, Cypriniformes, Cobitidae. Gene Ontology annotation, cellular component: plasma membrane. The record is from RefSeq and is a predicted model, not a curated record. Gene Ontology annotation, biological process: engulfment of apoptotic cell; apoptotic process involved in development; phosphatidylserine exposure on apoptotic cell surface.